Messenger RNA from Oryza brachyantha (malo sina), 2371 nucleotides. RefSeq names its product hydroxyproline O-galactosyltransferase GALT6-like. Gene Ontology annotation, molecular function: galactosyltransferase activity; carbohydrate binding. Gene Ontology annotation, cellular component: Golgi membrane. The coding region runs from base 1 to 1950 and encodes 649 amino acids. The transcript is spliced from 7 exons. Lineage: Eukaryota; Viridiplantae; Streptophyta; Magnoliopsida; Poales; Poaceae. The record is from RefSeq and is a predicted model, not a curated record.
AUGCCGCCGAAGCGCGCGUGCCGCCUCGCGCUGCUCGCCGCCGGCGGCGCGUACCUCCUCUUCCUGCUCCUCUUCGAGCUCCCCUCCGUCACGAUCUCCCCCGCCGGUGGUACCGCGUCGUCGUCGGCGGCGGCCACCACCCACCGCCCGCGCCGCCGCGAGCUCGAGGCGGCCGCGGCGUCGGGGCACGGGUACGCCUCCUCGCCUUUCCGCCCGCUCAAGAGCGCCUUCCCUACCCCGCCCCGCCGUUCGCCGCUCGCUAUCUCCUCUGUUCGCUUCCGCCGAAGCAACUCCUCCUCGUCGUCGUCCAUCGACGCUUCCGCCUCGUCCGCCUUCGCCGCCGCGCGCCCCCACCUACACCACCUCCUCUCCCCUUCCCCUUCCCCGUCGUCCUCCCCCUCUCCCUCUCCGUCCGCGUCCACCUCAUGCCCCUCGACGAUAUCGGUGCCUACACAGAGGUUUACCAGCAGAGGCGGUGGAGUGAUGGUAGAGUUGCCGUGUGGGAUGGGGGUGGGAUCGCACGUCAAGGUGGUGGCCCGGCUGCGGCCCGCGCGGCCGGAGCGUGAGCCGAGGAUCGCGGAGAGGAGGGAAGGGGAGACGGCGGUGAUGGUGUCGCAGUUCAUGGUCGAGCUGCUCGGGACCAAGGCGGUGCAGGGGGAGGAGCCGCCGCGGAUACUGCACUUCAACCCCAGAAUCCGUGGCGAUUUCAGCGGCCGCCCCGUGAUCGAGCUCAACACCUGCUACCGGAUGCAGUGGGCGCAGCCGCAGCGGUGCGAGGGCUGGGCGUCGCGGCCAGACGAGGAGACGGUUGACGGGCAAGUGAAGUGUGAGAAAUGGAUUCGGGAUGGUGACAGCGAGGCAGAGGAAUCGAAUGCGAAAUGGUGGUUAAACCGUUUGGUUGGUAGGGGAAAUAAGAUGCCUGCCGAUAGGCCAUACCCGUUUGAGGAGGGCAGGCUGUUUGCUUUAACUGUAACAGCUGGUUUGGAUGGCUACCAUCUCAAUGUUGAUGGAAGACAUGUUGCAUCGUUCCCUUACCGCACUGGUUACAGUCUUGAGGAUGCAACAGGCUUGUCUUUGAAAGGAGACCUUGAUAUUGAAUCGAUUUUUGCGGGCCAUUUACCCACUUCGCAUCCUAGUUUUGCUCCACACAGAUACCUGGAAAUGUCUGAACAGUGGAAGGCAUCACCGUUGCCAACUGAACCUGUUGAGCUUUUCAUUGGCAUCCUUUCUGCAGCCAAUCAUUUCGCUGAGCGUAUGGCUGUUCGGAAGUCAUGGAUGAUUGACACAAGAAAAUCAUCUAAUGUCGUUGCCCGGUUCUUUGUAGCUCUGAAUGCGAAAAAAGAGGUCAAUGAAGAGCUGAAAAAGGAGGCAGAAUUCUUUAAUGACAUUGUUGUAGUGCCUUUCAUGGAUAGCUAUGACCUUGUUGUUUUGAAGACCAUAGCCAUUACUGAGUAUGGGGUGCGAGUUGUUCCUGCAAAAUACAUAAUGAAGUGUGAUGACGAUACAUACCUUAGAAUUGAUUCAGUGCUGGAUCAAGUGAAGAAAGUACAGAGGGAUGGAAGCAUGUAUGUUGGUAAUAUAAACUACUACCACAGACCACUACGAUCUGGAAAGUGGUCUGUCUCAUAUGAGGAUUGGCAAGAGGAAGUAUACCCACCUUACGCUAAUGGGCCAGGCUAUGUAAUUUCGUCGGACAUUGCUCGGUACAUUGUAUCUGAGUUUGAUAAUCAGACGCUAAGACUGUUCAAGAUGGAGGACGUGAGUAUGGGAAUGUGGGUUGAGAAGUUCAACAACACCCGUCAGCCAGUGGAGUAUUCGCAUGAUGUCAAGUUCUUCCAGUCCGGUUGUUUUGAUGGCUACUACACCGCACACUAUCAGUCCCCACAGCAGAUGAUUUGCUUGUGGAGAAAAUUGCAAUCCGGGAGCGCUCAAUGUUGCAACAUGAGGUAGUAAAAUUGACCCCAACACAAUGCUCUAUAUGCGGAGGGGAUACGGUAAUUAUGGACGCUGACAAGAACAGCUGUGUGUUUGGAGGAUCAGCAUUCUGUAUACCUUGUGGCUUGUGCAAUUCGUUCAUUCUUUUGGUCAGUGGCCUAUUCAGCUACUGAUGCUAACCACAUGUUCCUUGCAGUAUUUGUUAAUGUACAUGUGUCAAUUAUUCUUGACAUAGGAAGUUGAGAUCUUGAUGAUGUCCAUGUAUUAGUUGUGUACCGGCAGUUAAUAUAUGUAUAUAAUAUAUCCUGACUCGUCAUUUUGUUGGUCCUCAGAACCUGUGGCGAGGCACGAAAAAUUCUGCAUUGGUGGAAGCUGAUUCGUUCUUCGUAUCUUUACUGCCAUGCUAUAAUAAAAUCAUCCGAAGUAUGUAUUAUUU